Molecule: messenger RNA, 2331 nt
Organism: Cydia amplana
Lineage: Eukaryota; Metazoa; Arthropoda; Insecta; Lepidoptera; Tortricidae
Gene: Bacc
Product: acidic leucine-rich nuclear phosphoprotein 32 family member B-like
Exons: 3
Coding region: 80-424 (114 amino acids)
Source: RefSeq, a predicted model, not a curated record
UCGCCGGUCAGUCAGUCGCGCGUCGGACCUGAAGAGUCUACAACUUAACUAUUUUUAGUAACUAACGCCAAGAACAAUCAUGAGCACCAAGGAAAAUAACAGUGAAGUGGCCGUGGAAAAGGUUGGAGAUGAGAAGGACGCGAAAAGUGACCUCAAAGCAACGAAAAGAGCGGCAGAGGAAAAGGCAACGGAAGCAAAAAAGGCGCGAAAGGAAGAAAAUGGCGGCGGCGGCGACGAUGAGCCUCACAGUGAAGAGGAAGACCUAGAGGGAGAGGGUGAGGGUGACGACGAUGAUGAUGAGGACGUGGAGGGGGAAGAGGGCGAGGAAGACGAGGAAGUCGAAGGAGAGGGAGAGGAUGACGAUCUCGAAGAUGAAGAAGUAGAGGAGGAGCUAUUAGGUGAGGAAGAGGAAGAAGACGCGUAAUACGCCUUUGUGCCUCUUUUAAGGACAAUGUCACAGUGAAGUGUUAGUGCUCGUGACGCCCCGAACUAGCGCGGCCUCGCCUCGCCUCAACUGGCCAUAAACAGCCCCAACACACAAACAGACAGACUAACAGUUGGGAACACGCGGGGCCGACAUCGCUCCCACCUAACACGGGUGCAGUUUUAUUUAAUGACAAAAUGUAAUUAAGAAAUCAAAUCCAAUGCAGAUUUUCAAUUUUUACAAUGUUUAAGUUUGAUACCGAAGCCGUAUCUUUAAUUUCGGCUCAGUGCAGUGAGCCUAUACCUAAUUAAGACUUAAUAGAAUGCUGUUGAAAUGUACAAAUGUGUUUUUCGGAAAGUAAAGAAUAAGUGAAAUCCAAACUGUAUUCUAGGUUUACCCACAAGCCUUUUGAAUGGUAAAAUUGUGAUAGUUUUCUAUGCAAUAGGGACUUAUUCAAUGUUAGAAGAGACUGUCUACAUUGCAUUACCUGUAGUAGCUUGUAAGCUAAUUCACUACGCUCAAUCUUCAUUUUUUGUUGUUGAUGAGUUUGUGUACAUAUUUAGAUUAUAGUAAUUAAAGCCUGUGAUUUAUAAAAUCAGUCUAACAUGGCAUAGUUUGUCAAUUCAGCACUUGAUGGAUGCAUCUUAAUGGAAGCUGUUGGUACAUAAUCUCGUUUCGUAUGUCACCCUAUCUCCUUCCAACUCCGAAUUUCUUCGGGACCGAGCGAAAAUGAAAUUUAUCGUGUGAAUGAACUGAGAACUGCAUAAUUAAAGUGAAAGUAAAUUUAAAUGGACGUCCUGUAGGAGUUCAGAGUUCCAGAGGAAGUUAACAUCGCAACGCUGGCUGCCGACUGAGAUAAGGUUUUUCGUAAUCCAAAGGGUGUUUCCAAUGAAAAACAUCACAAUUUUACCAUUAUAUUGCAUACUUCGCGGUCGCGCGCUCUCAUCUGUACGUACAGAUAGAGCGGGCCGGUCUCCGCGAAGAUAAACAUGACUAAAACCGGCCUGUAAUUUUUGUCCAUAAUUGUUAAUUAGGAUAGAACCUUCAGUUCGGUAUUCCAGUGUUUCAAGGUGUAGAUUACGAGAUUCCUAGGUUUACGUGAUUUAGUGUGUAGGAUGGUACGUUUUUUAUGGAAGGGCAUGGGAGCCGGCGUGACGUGAGCCGGGCUGGGGUGGGGGAGGCGGCGCGUCGGCGCGGGUUGCGGGCCGGCACCGCGUGGCCUCGUUCGAUUUGCCGCGCGCCCGGCGUGGGUCCCCCCCGGCCCGCGCCCGCACCGGCGUCUAUCGCGCCCCCGUACCACGACAUGGCAACGCGCUCCUCCGUGCGGAAAAUCACCCGGCGCGCGCGAUACAUCGCCGCUCGGCUUGACAACUGGCUCUGCUGACGAUGCAUUCGGCGUCCGAUCGUUUGUUGCCAUGGCAGCCGGCGAGCGACCGAUGCCCGGGCGGCGAUAGUAACGUGCGAGUUAUGUUGAUACUACUCGUUGAAUCAGUUUUCACUCCGGUAAUUCACCUUUGCAGUCUUUCGUGGGGCACGGGUGUGAUGCACCAAUAAUAAUGUUAAUUAAUGAAACUAUUUUUACAUAACGUCCGGCUUCAGUGGGAGACUGGAAGAUGUAUUCGGAAGCAUUUAGGGAAUUGUUCCGUUGGCGAUCGAAUACCAAAGGGAGCAAAUGUAUUUUCAUUAGCAGCAAUUGAGUAUAAAAUGAAUUAAAUAAAUUUAUCUUAUGAGUAAAUCGUAUGGUCCCGCCUUUUCAUUUUGUGGUAAUGUCGCAUAUUGUGUACGAUGUACGGCUAAAUGUGAAUACCUUAGUACGAUUUUAUUUAUUUGUGAUGUUGAACACUAUUGAUUUUCUACGAUGGACGAAAUGUAAAUACAACCGAUUUUAAGUAAAAUGUUAUUUUGUU